AUGCCUCGUAGAAAUCGCAUCAUCCUGGAGCAACGCGAAAGGAUUAUUCAAGCUUUUGAAAACAGAAAUGAAGAUUAUUUCAUGGUGGCCGAUACAAUCGGUGUAAAUCGAUCAACAGCCAGGAGUAUCGUUGCCAGAUUUGUACGGGAAGGUAGAAUUGCAGAGAGACCAAGGGGAGGACGAAAWAAUGUCCGGGUCGAUAACCAGAUGAGGGACACUCUCAAUGACAUUGUAAAUGAGAAUUGUCAACUAACUCUGGCCCAGAUAAACCAAGAAUUACGGCAACGUCUUCCCGCCAAACCACAAAUCCACGACCGUACUGUGGCAAGGACCUUAGACGGAAUGCUUUUUCGUGUGAAACUAAGCAGACCACUCCCAGCAGAAAGAAACAGACCGGAUGUCAUCGAGAAACGAUAUGCUUAUGCCAAUUGGUUUAUGGGCCAUGCCAUAGUAAAUCAUUCUGUUUUUAUAGAUGAAUGCGGAUAUAACAUUUGGACUUCUCGAAGCCAAGGCAGAGCGAGAAGAGGAGAAAGGGCCUACAGGCAAGUCUGCGGUCAAAGAGGAAGAAACGUGACGGUUGCACUCGCUAUUUCACCGACUAAUGGCCUUGUCUUCCACUCUUCAAUCAUUGGAGGAAUGAAUGCGCAGAAAUUUAACGGCUUCCUGGCACAGACGCGUUUAAAUCUUGACCCAGAUGAAAACGUCAUUUUCAUUUACGAUGGUGCCCCAGCCCAUCACAAUCCAGUCAAUCCAGGUGCAAACACUGAGAUGAGAAAACUGCCGCCUUACAGUCCAUUUCUAAACAUCGUGGAACAAGCAAUAAGCUCCUUGAAAGCAGCGGUAAAAGCAGAUAUAAGUCGUCCCGCAAUACAACAAGAAAUGAAUAAUCGAGAUGAAGCAAGAAACCAAGGCCUUGCUUUGGGCCAUUACYGCACRCAGCUGCUUUUGGAAGCUUUGAAUCGAAAUAUUGGAACAAUCACUCCAGCUAAAAGUGGGCAAUGGUUCCGUUUUAUGCAAACAUAUCUACCCCGUUGUAUUAACAGAGAGUUUAUCGAAGGCUGA
Messenger RNA from Exaiptasia diaphana, 1062 nucleotides. RefSeq lists its product as uncharacterized. Gene Ontology annotation, molecular function: nucleic acid binding. The transcript has a single exon. The coding region runs from base 1 to 1062 and encodes 353 amino acids. NCBI's taxonomy places the organism in Eukaryota, Metazoa, Cnidaria, Anthozoa, Actiniaria, Aiptasiidae. The record is from RefSeq and is a predicted model, not a curated record.